This is a messenger RNA of Sturnus vulgaris (Common starling), 4277 nucleotides long. RefSeq names its product IgGFc-binding protein-like. Gene Ontology annotation, cellular component: extracellular matrix. The record is from RefSeq and is a predicted model, not a curated record. Gene Ontology annotation, molecular function: protein binding; extracellular matrix structural constituent. NCBI's taxonomy places the organism in Eukaryota, Metazoa, Chordata, Aves, Passeriformes, Sturnidae.
CUGGAGGGAUACGACAACCGUAUCCUGCUGGUGGCCAAGACAGCAGAAACUUCUGGAAUAUUGCUGAACCAGAGGCCAUUAGGGAGUGUGGCGUGGGAGCCAAUCCCUGGGACAGAAUAUUCAUGGGUUGGGAUAAAUCUGGGAAGCGGAUUUGGAAUCCAUCGUGUGGAGCAUGAGACAGCAGCAUUUGGGGUGUGGAACGUCGGGAUGGGACAGGGGAAGCGCUAUGGAGCAGAGGGAGCUUGCGACAGUGACCCCUGCCGGCGGGUGCAGUGCCGCCCUAAGGAGAGCUGUCACCUGGACAAGGGCACGCCCACCUGCCGCCACGACUACCUGGGCACCUGCACAGGCUCCCCAUCCCUGCAGUACCACACCUUUGAUGGGGCUUCUGUGUCCCCCCGUGGUGGCUGCAGGUACACCCUGGCCAGGUACUGCGGGGCUGACCCCACCCUGGAGCCUUUCACCGUGGAGGAGCAGAGGAGCCAGGACCACUCCAAGAAGCCGUUGGCCAAUGUCUACGUCUACGCCUACAAUGUCACCAUCCAUGCUGGUGAGGACAAGGCUGUUCAGGUUAACAACAAACCCACCGACCUUCCAGCCACCUUGGAAGAUGGAAAAGUCCAGAUUUUCCAAAAUGAGGGUCGGACCAUCCUCCAGACGGAUUUUGGGCUGCAGGUGACCUAUGAUGAGGACCAGGUUAUCAUGGUGGCAGUGCCCAGCAGCUAUUUUGGGGCCAGCUGUGGCCUCUGUGGCAACUUCAAUGAGGAUACAGACGAUGAAGCCAUGGUUCCCAAUGGUAUUCCUGGUGAAGGUGGUGAGGAUUGGGCAGAAAGCUGGAGAGAUCCUUCAUGCCUGGAAGAUUGUGGAGACCAGGAGACUUCACAGGGCACAGAGGGGUGUGGAAUCAAGGCAACCGACAAUCCCAGCACCACCGCCUCUGCUUGUUUCCACAACAAUCGCUCCUACAAGCUUCAUGAGGAAUUUUGGGAAGAUGGGAGCUGCCAGAAGCGGUGCCGGUGUGAGGGUUCAGGGACAGUGACUUGUAAGGCAGGAGGAUGUAGAUCCCAUGAGAAGUGUGUCAUGGUUAAUGGCAUUGCCAGGUGUACACCCAACAAGCACUACACCUGCAUCGGGACAGGUGACCCACACUACACCACCUUUGACGGACUGAGGUUUGACUUCCAAGGCUCCUGCAUCUACCAGUUUGCUGCCCUCUGCACCCUCAAGCCCACCCUGGUCCCCUUCAAUGUCACCGUGGAAAACAACCACCGUGGCAGCCGUGCCGUGUCCUUCACCAAGACCGUCAACCUGGAGGUCUACGGGAGUGUCAUCAGCAUGAGCCAGGAGCACCCACGCAAGGUCAAGGUGGACGGCGCCUUUGUGUCCCUUCCCUUCACCCACCCCCAUUUUUCUGUGUUCUACCGCGGCGUCCACGGCUUUGUCGCCACCGACUUUGGUGUCACUGUCACCUUUGACUGGUACAGCUACGCCCGUGUCCUCCUCCCCACCACCUACCAAGGUGCCGUUUGCGGCCUCUGUGGCAACGCCAAUGGUGACCCUGAUGACGACUUUGUCACCCCUGGUGGCCACCGCGCCUCCGAUGAGACCCGGCUGGGUGACAGCUGGAAGGUGGGGGACGUCCCCGGGUGCUCAGCUGGCUGUGGCGCGGAGUGCCCGCUGUGUGAUGCAGUCAAGGUGCAGCCGUACCGCGGGGACAGGUACUGUGGGGUGAUCGCCCGAGCAGAGGGACCCUUCCGGGAGUGUCACCGUGUCAUCAACCCGGAGCCGUUCCUGCAGGACUGUGCUUUCGAUGCCUGUCACUACAAGGGACACCGCGACACUGUGUGCCAGGGCGUCUCUGCCUAUGUCACUGCCUGUCAGAAUCACGGAGUGGCCGUGGAGACAUGGAGGACAGCAGAGUUCUGCACUCUUUCCUGCCCCCCUCACUCCCACUAUGAGCUCUGUGGAAGCCCCUGCCAGCCCACCUGCAACACCCCCUCCGUCCCCACCUCCUGUCCUGCAUCUCCUUGCUCCGAGGGCUGUUUCUGCGACACCGGUUAUAUCCUCAGCGGCUCGGACUGUGUUCCUGAGUCUGAGUGUGGCUGUGAGUACCUUGGUCGCUACUACGAGAAGGACACGGAGUUUUACCCCUCAUGCCGGGAACGCUGCCGCUGUGGUGCCAAUGGCACAGUGACCUGCCAGGAGGCGUUCUGUGGCGCCCACGAGGAGUGCCGGGUGGAAGAUGGGGUGUUGGGAUGUCACCCCACUGGUUACGGCCGGUUGGUCGUGUCAGGAGACCCCCACUAUGUCACCUUUGAUGGACGCACCUUCAAUGUCCCGGGAUCCUGCACCUACAUCCUGGCACGGGUGUGUGAGCCGGCCCGACGGUUGGUCAACUUCACGGUGUUGGUGGAGCAUGAGGCAGGCAGCCACGGCGACCCAGUGCUGAUGAAGAGGGUGGUGGUAUCCAUCCAUGGCUACACCGUCACCAUGGAGCGGGGACGGAGGUGGGAGGUGACGGUGGACUCGGAGCGCUACACCCUCCCACUGGUGACAGAGGACAAGAACCUCCGCAUUGGCCAAGAGGGGAAUAACAUCAUCCUCCACACUGCCGCAGGAGUCCGCAUCCUCUACAACACAGCCACCUUCCUCCUCAUCACCGUCCCCGACGUCUACCGCGGCCGGCUGUGCGGCUUGGGCGGUGACUAUGAUGGGGACCCCAGUGAUGACUUCCGGCUGCCCAGCGGGGCCCUGGCAGGAACCACCCAGGAAUUUGUCACCUCCUGGAAGGUUCCAGAGAAGAACAGAGCAUGCAGUGACGGCUGUGAUGACAACACGUGCAGCAGGUGUGAUGUCCCCAACGAGGAGACGUACGGCAGGAACGGAUCCUGCGGGAUCAUCCGUGACGCGGAAGGGCCAUUCCGGGAGUGCCACCCACGUGUCAGCCCCGUGGAGUAUUUCACCCACUGUGUCCAUGACGUUUGUGCUGCCAGAGGGGACCACGCUGCCUUGUGCCACGCACUGCAGGCGUACGCCGCCGCCUGCCAAGCCGCUGGCGCGAUGAUCAGAGCGUGGAGGACAAAGGAGUUCUGCCCCCUGUCCUGCCCCCCAAACAGCCACUACGAGCUCUGCACCCGCACCUGUGACCUCACCUGUGCUGCUCUCGUGGGCCCCGCCCCCUGCACCUGGGGGUGCUUUGAGGGGUGUCAGUGUGACGAGGGGUUCGUCUUCGACGGGGACACCUGCGUGUCACCUGAGCGCUGCGGCUGCCUCCACAGGGGACGCUACCUCAAGGCAGGUGAGACUGUCACCUUCAACAACUGCUCCAAGGAAUGCCACUGUCACCCAUCACGGGGACUGGUGUGCCAGGACAAGCAGUGUCCCCAGAACCAGGUGUGCAUCACCCGUGACGGGGAACAGGUGUGUGCCAGGAGGGAAGGCCACUGCUGGGUCACGCCUGGAGCCACCUUGACCACCUUCGAUGGUGCCACCGGGCCCCUGUUGGCCAGUGGCACCUACAAGGUGUCAGCCCUCUGCGAUGAGAAAGCCCCGGAUUGGUUCAAGGUGGUGAUUGAGGUCAGCAACUGUCGUGACAUGAAUGUCCCUGCAGCCACGGCUGCCAUCGUCUUCGUCCGUGAGGGCGUUGUGAGCGUCAACAGCGACAUGGAGGUUUGGGUCAAUGGCCUCUUCACCCGGCCCCCCACCACCAUGUCUGACUCCAUCUUUGUGGCAUCAUCCCCUGAGAAUGUCACCAUCACCCACUGGUCUGGGAUGUCCAUCACCAUCACCCAGAAUGGAGACGCAACCAUCACCGUGACCUCUGGCCUGGCCUCCCGUCUCUGUGCCCCCUGUGGGAAUUUCAACGGAAGCCCCAGAGAUGACCUGAAGCUUCCAGAUGGACGUGAUGCCCGGAGCAUUGGAGAAGUGGUGGACAUGUGGAAAUCCCGGGAUUUUGCUGGGUGCCACAUCUACCACCAGACUCGUCAGGAAGUUGAUGCUCCUAUCUACCCCGUCCCAUAGGUGGAUCCACCUAAAAUUCCCCCAAAUUUGGGAAAAUUCUGGAUUUUGCUUCAAAUCCAUGACAUUUUCCUGGAUUUUUUCCAAAUGGAUUAAUAUGUGGGGAUCCUCAUGUCCUGAUGUCCCAUCCAGCCCCUGAAAACCAGAAAUAUAUUAAAUUCAGGUCAAAAAUAUCCAAAUCCCAGUGUCUUUUCCCAUAUAAAAAUGAUAUUGCUAAGGGCUGAUUUUGAUACAACAGUCAAUAAAUGCUUCUAAAGGCU